UCGGGAAGAAGGAGGCUAAGAUGGCGGCUGCCUUGGCGGUUCGGGAAGUUUUCCUUCCUUCCAGACCGUUCUCGGCUUUCCUUGUUUUGGCUGAGCUGCUUUUGCUGGCUCACGGCCCAGCCUUUAACAUCGCUUCUCCCUUCUGUCACCACCGCAUCCCCAGUGCCAGGGAGGUUAUUUACAAAGUUUAUCUUAAAGAAAAUCGAGUUAUGAAAAGAAACAUUAAUGAACAGCUAAGAAUUAAGACUGUAUAUGACAGAAGUGUUGAGGAAUUGCUCCCUGAAAAAAAGCACCUUAUAAAGAACAAGCUUUUCCCACAAGCUAUUUCUUAUUUAGAGAAGGCAUUUCAAGUUCGGAAACCUAUGGGUACUAUCCUGUUAAGUAGACAGUGUGUAACAAAUCAGUAUUUAAGGAAGAAGGAUGAUCCUCACAGAUACUGUCGAGAAGCCUGUGCAGAAUAUACCAAGUGUGGUCCAGUUAUAGUACCUGAAGAACACUUGCAGCAAUGUAGGGUAUGUAAUAUAAAUGGAUGGAGUUGUCAACCUGUUGGUAAAGCAGACCAGGAAGGUGUUCGAGAUGCUGAUUUUGUACUGUAUGUUAGUGCUCUGACUACUGAAAGAUGUGGCCAAGAAAAUAUCAUCGCAUAUGCAGCAUAUUGUCAACUAGAAGCAGAUAUGGACAGACCAAUUGCAGGAUAUGCUAACCUGUGUCCAAAUAUGAUUUCAACCCAAGCACAGGAGUUCAUUGGCAUGUUGUCUACAGUGAAACAUGAAAUCAUUCAUGCUUUGGGUUUCUCCGCUGGACUUUUUGCAUUUUAUCGUGAUGAUGAUGGAAAUCCUUUGACUGCUAGAUACGCAAAUGGAUUGCCACCAUUUAAUGAAAGCCUUGGUGUCUAUCAGUGGAGUGAUAAAGUUAUACGUAAAGCAGUAAGAUUAUGGGAUGUGCGGAAUAAUAAGAUUUUGCAUCAUAAUAUAUUCCUUUUGGUAACUCCGAAGGUAGUUGAGGAGGCACAAAAACAUUUUGACUGUCCAAUUUUAGAAGGAAUGGAACUUGAAAAUCAAGGUGGCAUGGGCACAGAACUUAAUCAUUGGGAGAAACGGUUAUUGGAGAAUGAAGCAAUGACUGGAUCACAAACACAGAAUAGGGUCUUCUCCCGGAUUACUCUGGCAUUAAUGGAAGAUACUGGCUGGUAUAAAGCCAACUAUAGCAUGGCAGAAAAACUAGAGUGGGGCCGAGGAAAAGGCUGUGACUUUGUGAUGAAAAGCUGCAAGUUUUGGAUCAAUCAGAGACGGAGAAAAAAAGAACCAGUAGCCCCAUACUGUGACACUCUGAGGAGUAAUCCAUUACAGUUAACCUGCAGGCAGGACCAAAGAGCAGUAGCGGUGUGCAAUUUACAGAAAUUCCCUCAACAGUUGCCUCAGGAAUAUCAGUACUUUGAUAGUCUGUAUGGCGUGUUGCCAGAAGAUUUGCCUUAUUAUGGUGGGUCAGUUGAAAUUGCUGACUACUGUCCUUUUAGUCAGGAAUUUAGUUGGCAUUUAAGCGGUGAAUUUCAGCGCAGUUCAGAUUGUCGGAUACUGGAAAAUCAACCAGAUCCUUUCAGAAACUAUGGUGCAGAGAAAUAUGGGCCAAAUUCCAUUUGCCUCAUUCAGAAGUCAGCUUUUGUUAUGGAACAGUGCAGAAAGAAACUGAGCUAUCCUGAUUGGGGUAGUGGGUGUUAUCAGGUUUCUUGCUCUCCCCGUGGGCUGACUGUUUGGGUCAAGGACAUGGCAUAUUUGUGUAGUCACUCAGGUCAAAUUCUCACAGUGAAUAUUCAGAUGAAUGGAUGGGUACAUAUUGGGAAUCUAAUUUGCCCAGCAUGCUUGGAUUUCUGUGAUUUCUGUCCACCUGAGCAAGAUCCCCCUCUGGUUGCUAAUUUAACAAGAGUUGCACCUAUUGAUUUGUGUUCUUGUUCUCCCAGCAUGGUAAUAACCCUAUGGCUAUUGAUGGCGAACCUGCUUCCACUACUAGCUGGAUUUCUUCUAUGUGCAUGGAGUUAAAAUGUGCAUGUUGUUUGUCAAAGGCCCCCUG
This is a messenger RNA of Python bivittatus (Burmese python), 2067 nucleotides long. RefSeq names its product leishmanolysin like peptidase (gene LMLN). Gene Ontology annotation, cellular component: cytoplasm; membrane. Gene Ontology annotation, molecular function: metalloendopeptidase activity. Lineage: Eukaryota; Metazoa; Chordata; Lepidosauria; Squamata; Pythonidae. Gene Ontology annotation, biological process: cell adhesion; proteolysis. The record is from RefSeq and is a predicted model, not a curated record.